GCGCUCCCGUGGUCGUUGGGCCCACGCCGCCGCCUCCGUCCAGUUCGCUCGGACUCAGCGCCGUGUGUCUGUCCGUGGCCUCCCGCAGUCCUCCCGGCCGAACCGCCUGCCCUUCCUCGCCAUGCCGGCGGACCUCAGCAAGUGGAACGGGCCACUGAGCCUGCAGGAGGUGGAGGAGCAGCCCCAGCACCCACUGAGGGUCGUCUACGCCGGGCUGGAGGUGGACGAGCUGGGCAAAGUGCUGACGCCGACCCAGGUUCAGAACAGACCCACCAGCAUUACAUGGGAUGGUCUCGAUCCAGAUAAACUCUACACCUUGGUCCUGACAGACCCGGAUGCUCCCAGCAGGCAGUCUCCCAAAUACAGGGAAUGGCACCAUUUUCUGGUGGUCAACAUGAAGGGCAACGACAUCAGCAGUGGUACUGUCCUCUCUGAUUAUGUGGGCUCCGGGCCUCCCAGUGGCACAGGCCUCCACCGCUAUGUCUGGCUGGUGUACGAGCAGGACAAGCCGCUGAAGUGUGACGAGCCCAUUCUCAGCAAUCGCUCUGGAGACAACCGUGGCAAGUUCAAGGUGUCGGCCUUCCGCAAGAAGUACAAACUGGGGCCCCCUGUGGCCGGCACGUGCUACCAGGCUGAGUGGGAUGACUAUGUGCCCAAACUGUACGAGCAGCUGUCUGGGAAGUAGGGGAAGCUCCGCGAGGCAGUGGCCCUGGCCCUGGGUAGUGUUCUCUAGUGAAGUGACACAUGGAGGGCUCCUCCCACUCCCUGGGCACAGGGCAGGGCUGUGCUUUAGGUGGUCAGGGAGACUUCUGUUGCCUGUUCUUUACGAUUUUAGAUAGUCACAUCCCAGUUUAUGCUUUGAUCUAAUUUGAACUUCUUGUUGGGGGAUAUUUUGGUACUGCGAGGGGGUCAAUGCAUUGUUAGUCAAAGAAUAGCAACCCAGGUAAAAAUACUACAGGAACCAAGUGUCAGUUAAUCUUUAAGGAAAGUUUGAAAAAGCAGAUGAUUUGCUGCCUUUACCUUUGUGACUCUGAGUCCAGAUUGUGAACGAUGACACCUCUGAGAUGUGUCUUUACAGUGCUGUCUCUGGCAAAACAGAGGCUGGCGUCUCAGCUGCACCCCAGCACGGACUCAGGUACCGCAGGAGGUGUGAGCACCCUGCUCCAGCUCCUUCAAAGAACAAAGCUGGAUAAAGCAAGAGGGGGAGGGUGGCUUGCUGCUGCCACUGAGGCCUAGCCCUCUAGAAGGGUGGCGGUGCUGGGCCCCAGCUGUUGGGGGGUCCUGAAAUCUGAGGCGAUCACAUGUCUCUGGUUAUGAGCGAUCUGGAGUUGCUUAAUGUUGUGUUAAUUCUGCUGUUCGCUUAUUGUUGAAUAAAAAUAAAAGCAUGGGAUGAUCCAGA
Molecule: messenger RNA, 1399 nt
Organism: Ictidomys tridecemlineatus (thirteen-lined ground squirrel)
Lineage: Eukaryota; Metazoa; Chordata; Mammalia; Rodentia; Sciuridae
Gene: Pebp1
Product: phosphatidylethanolamine binding protein 1
Biological process (GO): negative regulation of MAPK cascade
Source: RefSeq, a predicted model, not a curated record